CGUACGCUAAGCUAUUUCGGAAGCAAAACGUUGUUGACCAAAAUUGAAAUCACACAUCUUUUCUUUUUGCAGCACGGGACUUUUUUUCCCCACCCCCACGUGCUGUGCGAAUUCUAAAGACGAGCGAGAAAUAGUCUCAGAACGAAGUAUGGCCUACGCAGAGGACGAAUUGGGCGUGGACGCCGGUCCUCCGAUGCGUCACGUAUCAAAUGCAAAAAUGUCUGGGUCGGGAAGGAUUCCAAUUUGUGAUGCGAAUUCUACAUCAUGAGAAAUUCUGUCAUGCAUGGCCAGCAAAAGGCCCCGUGCCCGUUUCUUGUUACCGAAGCAGGGGAUUUGUCAUGCGUCUUAGGCCUUGGGAGACCUGCUCGAAAUCUGUGCUGCUGUGCUGGCUUGCAUGCCAGACAAUCCGGGUCAGGCAAAACUGCGUCACAAAUCUCGAAUUCUUCCAGACCCAGACACUUUUGCAUCUGAUACCACGAGGGCAACUACCAGUCGGAGGAUGAGGAAGAUGACCCCGAAGACUAUUUGGACGAUUUCGAGGAUGCAGGUAAAAUUCAUCAUGCUUGCAGUCUGGGUUCUUCUUCUUGCGGUUAAAAGCAUUUCGCAAGAAGAAGGCUACAAUCUACAAUAUCAACAUGACAUUGACAUGAAAAUAGACGAUCAUAUCGCAUUCCAAAUCCAAAACCAACAGAAUCCUCCAACGCGCCGAGCCGCAAUGGGACGGGCGGCGAGCGCGUCUCGCUUAAAGACGUGAUGGACGGCAUAGCGGCCGGACACAGCGACCCAAUUGCGGCGGCCAAGCUGGGCAUCGUGGACACGGCGAGCAAUCCAAAACUGCACUUCCAGCGGACGGACAGCGUACUCGGGGAAAACCCGAGGCCGUUCAAAAGUUUGAUGCCGGAGAGGACGACAAAAGUUGGGGUGAGUUUUACUAAAUUCUGAUUCUCAUACUUAGUCAGAUGAUCGAUGUCUCUUGUUUUGGUACAACUGCUUCCGUUGCUGUAGGCCAUCUACAUCGACGAUCUGCUUCUGCAAGCAGAAUCUAGUGAAUAUACUAACUUCCAACUUGUUGAAAUUAUCAGAUAGAGAAAGGGCUGCAAUUCUCCCGUUCCCGUUCUAGUUUCAGUUCUUCCGCUUUCGUCCCCGACCAGUCCCCGGAGGCCAUCCUGGAUUUUUUCAAGGAGCAGGGUAUCCCGAGCCCUUGGUGGGCGAGAAGGAAUUCGCUUAUGCAGGACCCGGCGAAACGCGAAAAGAUACGGGCGAAGUUUCGCGACUGCCAGUUUGCCACGAACGAGAAGCUGCUGGAAACGUUAGGUCUGAAAGAGGAUCCGGACGUGGACCCCUACUCCCGCGUGGCGGAAUUUUUCGACGUAGACACGCCCGCGCCGGGCGAUUUUAUCCGUGACGCAAACGAGGCACUGGAGUAUUUCCGCGAGGAACAGCAGGAGCGCUUCAAAGACGUCGGCGCAUUAUGGAUUGCAAAAAUGUCUGGAUCUGGAAGACUGCAACUUGUAAUGCUGUCUUUAAAUUCCAAAAAAAUCUGUAUUGCAUGACCAGCAACAGGACUCCAGUUUGUGUUACGUGGAGAGGGCAUUUCUCAUGCGGAAUAGGCAUUAGGUUUAGGAAGCGCUCUAAAAAUCUGUGUCGCUAGAUCAUGCAUUAGAGGCAUCAAUCAUCAUAGAAAAUAUGCAUGACAAGUCUGCAUUCUUCCAGACCCAGACACUUUUGCACUUGAUACGCAUUGGCGAAAAGCAUAACCGGUCCGGUGUUCGCGGUGGAAUCUCUCGCGGGAGCGGACCAUGGGUCGUCGCUCAGUCCGAAAAGCCAAAGCGGUGGUAGAAGACCGUCUUCUGCCCCAGGAGCGGG
Amoebophrya sp. A120 is the source of this 1866-nucleotide messenger RNA. The record is from the annotation of a GenBank genome assembly. Lineage: Eukaryota; Dinophyceae; Syndiniales; Amoebophryaceae.